UGGCGUAAUAUUUGCUGUUUGGUGGGGAUUUGCGAUUGAUAAACACGUUAUUACGUAAAACGCCGGCGCAAACCACUUUGUGAUCAGUCAGGGCUACGAUAGAAGACUAAACCGCUACAAAACAACAACAAAAAUGUCUACAAAGUGUCUACGUUGGGGUAUUGUCAGCGCCGGAAAAAUCUGUCAUGAUUUUGUCUGUGGUAUAAAAGUAUUGCCACCGAGUGAGCAUCAGGUUGUCGCUGUCGCAGCGCGUAACAUCGACGAUGCGAAAAAAUUCGCCUUCGAACAUGGCAUUGCCAAGUCAUACGGAAGCUAUGCCGAAAUUGCCCAUGAUACAGAACUUGACAUCGUCUAUAUUGGUGCCAUCAACACAAAGCACUACGAAAUUGCUAAAUUGAUGAUUGAUGCCGGCAAGAAUGUCCUUUGCGAGAAGCCACUGACAAUGAACAAGAAGCAGACUGAAUCUUUAAUGAAACACGCCCAUGAGAAAGGCGUAUUCUUCAUGGAGGCCAUCUGGAGUCGCAGUUUUCCGGUGUAUAAGAAACUCGCUGAACUUAUCCAGAGCGGAGUGAUCGGUGACGUGCAAGUCGUCAACGUCAACUUCGGUUUCCCGCUGGAGCAUGUCUCCAGAGUAAGCGUAAAGGACCAGGGCGGCAGUGGAAUCCUCGACAUCGGCGUUUACGCCCUUCAAUUCGCACAGUACGUCUACAGGGGUGCGAAAGCGAUAAGUUUCACUUCCACAGGUUUCCUCAAUGCACAGGGUGUUGACAACAGCGCAUCUUGUAUUAUCCAAUAUGAAAAUAACAAGAGUGCAGUGUUGACCAUCAAUACAACAGUGGAGUUGCCCAAUGAGGCGGUUGCUGUUGGCACAAAAGGCACUAUUAGAAUCCCACAAUUCUGGUGCCCGUCAAAACUUUACCUUAAAGAUGCGCUCCAUUUCGAGGCAAAGCUGCCGGAAAGCAAGGACACGUUCAAUUUCCUGAAUUCCGUGGGUUUGUCUUAUGAAGCUGCAGAAUGUCGGCAGUGCAUUUUGGGCGGAAAGAAAGAGUCGCCAACUGUUACACACGCCGAAUCCCUACAACUUGCUGAACAGAUGGACGCGUGGCGCAAAUCGGUUGGAGUUGUUUACGAUGCGGAUUCCCAGGAAUACAACUAAGCCGAUCCAAGAAAAAUAAACGUUUCUAAUAUUAAACUGUGUGUUAUAUACAUUCUAUGUUAUGAUAUGAAAUAUCCAAAUAAAUUCUAACAAACUUA
Molecule: messenger RNA, 1254 nt
Organism: Dalotia coriaria
Lineage: Eukaryota; Metazoa; Arthropoda; Insecta; Coleoptera; Staphylinidae
Product: trans-1,2-dihydrobenzene-1,2-diol dehydrogenase-like
Exons: 4
Coding region: 134-1156 (340 amino acids)
Molecular function (GO): nucleotide binding
Source: RefSeq, a predicted model, not a curated record